AUGUCCAGAGGAAGUCAUCUAUCUGCUGCAUACACAGCCCUCCUCCUUCAUCAUCUUCUUCUUCUUCUUCCUUCAUCUUGUUCCCAAACAGCUUCCAAUAAUAUUACAGAUAAUAAAGAUGAUAUCGCUGAUUGUACCCGAAAGUACUACGUACAUGCAAUCAAUUACAAUAACUUCACAAUCCGACUUGUGGAUGCUGGUGUUCACAAGAUCAAGGACAACUACUUCUCCCACCCACUCUACUCCUUCACCCAGUUCAACUUUUCAUCUUAUGACCCUCUUUAUAUCCAUUUCUCAACCUCAACUUAUAUCUAUGGCGACAAAUUUAAUGGUUAUGGAGAUUAUAAAGCAUUAUCAAUGCCUAUAAUUUUCCUGAGCUGUGAAAAUCCAAUGAAUUCUUCUGAUGUCAUUGUUGAAACAGCUCCAUGCAUCAAUGGGAUCAGCAGCUAUUCUUCUUCCAAUUCCUCUUUCUCCAGUUUAACAACGUAUUCUUAUUUCAUGCUUGGGCGUGGCUACAAUUACAACGACAAUAAUAAUGGCCCAAUUCCAUACGAUUUGGGGGAUUCCUGCAAAAUAACACUAAUGGCUAUGGUGUCCCCUUCAACUGAGGAGGACAUGACAUCCUGCAAAGGAAUAUAUAAUGAAAUAGCGUAUGGCUUUCAACUGUCAUGGAUUGACCAGGCAUGUAUAGGAAAGUGCAGGUCAGAGGAAUAUUGCAUGCUGAACAGCAACGGCAAUGGAAUCUACUGCGAUCUCCCCCCGUCAACGACCAUAAUACCAAAAGAACGUUGGUACGUCAAGUUGAUGGACCGUUAUCUAGAACCCUUUAUUGACCCCAUAUAUAGCCUCCUCCACCUUGAUAGGCAUUUCCCUAUGGGUUCCACCAACGACUUUCGUAAUCGGCUCGUGGUCUGUUCAAUCAUUUACCCCGCACUAUACCUAGCAGCCAAAUUUUCAAUUGGUUUUCUCGUUGUAACUGCACUUCUAAUAUACAAAUGGGGAAGGAGGCACUUGUCAAUGUAUGACAAUAUAGAAGACUUUUUGAAGAGUAAUAAUAAUCUCAUGCCAAUACGGUAUUCUUACUCGAAUAUCAAAAAGAUGGCCAGAGGUUUCAAAGACAAAUUGGGAGAAGGAGGCUAUGGCUCCGUAUACAAGGCAAAGCUCCGCAGCGGUCGACUCGUAGCCAUCAAGAUGUUAUGUAAGUCCAAAACGAAUGGGCAAGACUUUAUCAACGAAGUUGGUACCAUUGGAAGGAUUCGCCAUGUUAACGUGGUCCGACUUAUUGGCUUCUGUGUUGAUGGUUCAAAACGUGCUCUUGUAUAUGAUUUCAUGCCUAAUGGUUCUCUUGACAAAUACAUUUUUUCUCAACAAGAAGCUAUCUCUUUGAGUUGCCAGAAAAUAUUCGAAAUCGCACUUGGAGUGGCUCAUGGGAUUGAAUAUCUCCAUCGAGGUUGUGAUAUGCAAAUUUUGCACUUUGACAUCAAGCCUCACAACAUUCUUCUAGACGAGAAUUUUACUCCCAAGGUAUCUGACUUUGGGUUAGCAAAGCUGUACCCAUUGGAUAAUAGCAUUGUAUCUUUGACUGCAGCAAGAGGAACUAUGGGAUACAUAGCUCCAGAACUGUUCUACAAAAACAUUGGAGGUGUUUCGUACAAAGCUGAUGUGUAUAGUUUCGGAAUGUUACUGAUGGAAAUGGCUGGUAGAAGGAAAAACCUGAAUGCAGGAAUAGAACAAUCAAGCCAAUUUAGCCAAAUCUACUUUCCCACAUGGGUUUCUGAUCAGUUGAAGGCAGGAAAGGACAUAGAAAUAGGAGAUGAUGCAACAGAUGAGGAAAAGAAGAUCAUAAAAAAGAUGAUGAUGGUGGCUUUAUGGUGCAUACAAAUGAAGCCUAUCGAACGCCCUUCAAUGAAUAAAGUAGUGGAGAUGCUUGAAGGAGAAAUUGAGAGCCUCCAAAUGCCUCCAAGGCCUUCCUUAUACCCACAACAAAUUCCUGCAGGUGAAGCUGGUGUGGACAAUCGAAGUCCCUGUGCAUCAAGUGCUUCAGAAUCUGAAGAGAUUACUUUGAUUGCGGAUGCAAAUUAA
Messenger RNA from Prunus armeniaca (apricot), 2082 nucleotides. NCBI's taxonomy places the organism in Eukaryota, Viridiplantae, Streptophyta, Magnoliopsida, Rosales, Rosaceae. The record is from the annotation of a GenBank genome assembly.